This is a messenger RNA of Colletotrichum costaricense, 1848 nucleotides long. Its product is annotated as FAD-binding domain-containing protein. The record is from RefSeq and is a predicted model, not a curated record. The transcript is spliced from 3 exons. Gene Ontology annotation, cellular component: plasma membrane. The coding region runs from base 1 to 1848 and encodes 615 amino acids. Gene Ontology annotation, molecular function: ferric-chelate reductase activity. Gene Ontology annotation, biological process: copper ion import; intracellular iron ion homeostasis; iron ion transport. NCBI's taxonomy places the organism in Eukaryota, Fungi, Ascomycota, Sordariomycetes, Glomerellales, Glomerellaceae.
AUGUCGUUGAAGGAGCCCGUGACAGCUGCCUACGCUAUUUGCAUCGCUGGCUUACUGGUUGGGAUCGCUUUCGUCAAUGCUCUUGCCCGGACGACCCGACUACGGCGACGACUGGCCCACUACGUUGAGAGGCAGUUGAGCUACCGCUUUCUCGUGCAUCGUCACUCUUUUCUCGGCCCGUGGAAUGCCAUUUCUUUGCUCGGCCCGACGGUAUACGUGGGUGUCAACGUCUUCUGUUUCCUCUUCCGUCAAUCAGCGACACUCUCACGCUCUGGCACGUUGACCCUCCUGAACCUAGCACCUCUGUUUCUUGGACCCUCUUUGGGGUUUGUUGCCGAUCUCCUAGGCAUUUCGCUCUCACACUUCAUGUUCUGGCACCGCUGGCAGGGCCGAGUCGCAUCUGGCAUGCUCGUAGUCCACAUUUUCACCGCGAUGGCUGACCAGCGACCCGUCGGCCUCAAUCAAACAAAAGACGUUCUCGGCUUCGUGGGAUCACUGUCCGCUGUCUCCGCCGCUUUCUGUUUCUUACCGUUUCUCCGUCAUCACCUUUAUGAACUCUGCCUACGAAUACACCAAGCACUCGCGUGUCUUGUAGCGGCAGGGGUGUGCUUGCAUCUGUCCAUGAUGACCCCUAGCCGAUCGUGGCUCUGGCUGUACAUUUACUUGAUAGUUGCGGCCAUUCUGCUGCUAGCCCAAACCUGCCUCACAGCUUAUCGCAACAAGAUGCUGGGCAGAACUUUCUCUAGGGCAAUUGUCAACCAUACGACCGGCACAGUCCUCGUCUCGGUCGAACUUUCCAGGCCAAUCAGCGUUGAGGCCGGACAAUACAUCACCUUGUGGAUCCCACGCAUUGGCCUUCUCGAGUCACAUCCUUUCGUCGUGACCUCGUGGGACGAGGCAGCUCAGAACACUCUUGAGCUCUUCAUCAAACCCCGUAGAGGCUUCACGUCUCGGCUGCUGCGGUAUUCCGACCACAGAGCGAUUCCUCAUCUCGCCUUUUUCAGCGGUCCACACGGCGUCAGCGUUCCGGUGUGGGAUUAUGAGGCCGUUUUCAUGAUGGCGACCGACCAUGGCAUCGCCGCCCUAGUGCCAUACCUCAGGAAAUUGGUCCAUGGCUAUAACAACUGCAAGGGUCGCACGCGUCAGAUCCACCUCGUAUGGCAGGUCUCCAGCCUGGGUAAGGACGACGCCCCGCUCCGAGACGGCAGACUAACUGGACCAGGCAUCGUGCAUGCGGCUCAAUCGUUCCUGAAUCCGAUACUUGACGACGACACCUUGGACCAGGGUUAUAUACUAGACAUAUCGAUUUACUACGACAUGCAGAAGAAGGGCAUGACGGUGGAGGACCUGGGUGCUGUCGCUCCUAUCUGUGCUGGGGACGAGUCUCUAUUGGAGAAGCCGCCAAUGUACACAGUGACCGCGUCGACGAUCGCGAAGCUCUUGACCAAGUACUAUGCACCCACCGACGGGCGAGCCGGAGACCAUCCCACAAGGGUGAAGAACUUUGGCGAUAGGGCACGUCUCUUUAUAGGCACUCCUGACGUCGCGGAGAGCUUGUGGAACGAAGCAUCUCGUCUGCUGAGUCAUUCGGGAGGCCAAGCAUCCACGGAACGGGGCGACAUGCUAUUGCUAGGUGAGUACCAUGGCUUCAACAGAAAUACCAACCUGAUCUCCGUCGCAGUUUCCGCCGGCGCCGAUGUCAGAGACCGGUUACACGACCUGGCAGCUGACUUUCCGUUCGAUCCCCCCAACCCCUCUUUCGUAGCUUCCGGCCAGCAAGAAGCGAUUCGUGAGUAUUUGGGGAAGAAGGUGUGGCUGAGGGAGCUGGACUUCCAACCAGAUGACUGA